GAGAAGGCUUGCAAAUGGUACUCAUAUCGUGAGCGAAGAAUCCGGAUACGCCUCGCCAGAACCAAACCACUACCAGCACCCAAGCAGUGAAAUCACUGGAACCUCGAAAAAACAGAUCAGCAGACGAUUUGCCAGAUGGCGCCAAAAAAGAAACGUGUGCUCCAUGAAACUCCAGCGAGGAAUACGCGCUUCUAUUGUACGCGCCGCGUUCCUUUUCCACGGACUGGCUGCGAUAUUUUGCGUAGUUUAUACGUCACAGAACUCCUAUUACUGGUUCCUUGCAAUAGGUUUCGUCUUUCUUGCCAUGGAGAUGGUUCUAACGUAUUCUUUCAAUGAUGACGGAGAAUGGAAAUGGUUCGUUCCGUCUUCACUCAUUUACAUGGCUGUAGUGGUGCCGGUGGUGUGGUUCAUGGAAUUGGGCUCUUUAAAACUUCGUCUGGAAGUCAAAGAGCGUCUCGGACUCGGUAUUGGCUGUCCAACCAGCAUCUCAUCAAGAGAGAUCAGUGGGUUUCUAUGCCUUAAUAACGAUUCUUCAUCAGCUGCCGACGUUGUCUCACCCCUCGACGAGCAAGUAUACGGCAUGCAGCAACUCUUCUCAACAACGUUGCAACAAACUCUUAUGUUGAUUCUCAUUGUUGGCCGCUGGAUGAUGCCUCGCGGGCAACUAACACGUGAUCAGCUCUCUCAGCUCCUAUUGGUCUACAUCGGUAUGGCCGCCGACAUGUUGGAAUUUUCAUUGGAGACAUUGAAACUCGACGCCAUCGCUUGCCACCCGGAUAUGUUUUACGUCAUCCUUGGAAUCUGGUCAUGGAGUCUUCUGCAGUUCACGCUUGGCCUGACCGCCACCAAGGCUAGGAAACGUCGCGUCUUCGGAAAGGUGUCAAAACCUGACGAUGACGUCAAGAUGCGGUUAAAGUUGCAACAGACGGCGAUGAACAUCUUCUGCUGCGGCACGGAGACGUGGGCGCUAAUGACCAGCGUCAUACUCCAAGACGGCCCUUAUCUUUUCAUCCGACUUUAUCUCAUCAUCAAGUUUCGCAUUUUCGACCAGUCUAUGAUCUUCUUUACUUGUAAAAACGCCCUGCUGCUCUUGCUUCAGUUUUAUAGGCUUUUCGUCAUCAUCUCGGAGACGAAGAAAGCCCAUGCGAUUUCGAUGAGGAGACGGCAAUCGAUGCCCAUGGACAUGCGAUCACAUGAUCUCUAUGGUCGUCGACCACGGAAUGGUAGCGUUUUCUCUAUCCAGCCAAUACCAACAGCAAAUGGAAAUCAUGGCAACGGUGACGUUGGAGUCCGGUAAAUCCGAAUCGAAAUGCAAUAA
Molecule: messenger RNA, 1318 nt
Organism: Lytechinus pictus (painted urchin)
Lineage: Eukaryota; Metazoa; Echinodermata; Echinoidea; Temnopleuroida; Toxopneustidae
Product: transmembrane protein 26-like
Exons: 3
Coding region: 164-1297 (377 amino acids)
Source: RefSeq, a predicted model, not a curated record